AUGGCGGAAGGUAUCUGUAUUGUAGCUAAAGAAGCCAUAGUUAUAAGACCUCCCAAGAAAUCGCCAGCUUCAUUGCGGAAGUUAGUCUUAGUGUUUGCAAUUUUUUGUGGUGCCUACAUUUUCUCAGUAUGUCUCAAGCAGACUAUUGGCCACACCAGCAGUUCCAAGUUCAUAAAUUUGGAUGUUAAUUGGACCCAUUGUCAUGAUCUUGACAUCGAUAAAUCUCGGGUUCCUUAUUUGCACUAUCCCAAACCAUCUACGUUUAGCAGGGCUGAAUGUGCAUGUAAUCCCGUGCGGCUUUUCGUGAUUCUAUCCAUGCAAAGGUCUGGUAGUGGGUGGUUUGAGACUCUCUUGAAUAGCCAUACAAACAUGAGCUCAAAUGGGGAGAUAUUCUCUUCCAAAGAGAGGAGAAGUAAUGCCUCUUCAAUAAUUUUGACCCUCGACAGAGUUUACAGCUUGGACUGGUUUACCAGUGCUUCCAAAAACCAGUGCUCAGCUGCAGUUGGCUUCAAAUGGAUGCUUAAUCAGGGAGUGAUGGAGUACCAUAAAGAAAUCGCAGAAUACUUUAACGAUAGGGGCAUUUCGGUAAUUUUCCUCUUCCGGAGAAACCUUCUUCGACGGAUGGUUUCGGUGCUUGCGAAUUCUUAUGAUCGGUACGCGAAACUACUGAACGGGACACAUAAAUCCCAUGUUCAUUCGCGUGAAGAGGCUGAGACUCUCUCCAGUUAUAAACCUGAGAUCAACUCAACAUCACUGGUGAUGGAUCUAAAGCUCAUGGAGAAGAUGGCCUUUGAGGUUGUGGAGAAUUUCAGCAGCACUAGGCACAUUAUUCUGUAUUAUGAAGAUCUCGUUAAAAACCGAACUAAACUGGUAGAAGUGCAGCAAUUUCUAGGGUUGCCGGUGAUGGAGUUAACAAGCCGCCAGGUGAAGAUACACCGAGGUUCAUUAUCAAAUCACAUCAAGAAUUGGGCCGACGUCAAAAGGGCUCUCAAUGGAACUACUUACGAGAGCUUCCUCCAAACCGACUACACUAUUUAG
Messenger RNA from Striga hermonthica, 1038 nucleotides. Lineage: Eukaryota; Viridiplantae; Streptophyta; Magnoliopsida; Lamiales; Orobanchaceae. The record is from the annotation of a GenBank genome assembly.